Molecule: messenger RNA, 1476 nt
Organism: Eruca vesicaria subsp. sativa (arugula)
Lineage: Eukaryota; Viridiplantae; Streptophyta; Magnoliopsida; Brassicales; Brassicaceae
Source: the annotation of a GenBank genome assembly
AUGAAACCAGCAUUUUCCAUUUUAACCGUUUUCACACUUCUCCUAUUACCAACGGCCGUCCCUCACGAUUACUCCGAUGCUCUGAGAAAAUCAAUCCUCUUCUUUGAGGGUCAACGCUCCGGUCGUCUUCCUAAACAACAAAGGGUGAGUUGGCGUGGUAACUCUGCACUCAACGACGGCCAAAACCUCAACGCCGACCUCGUUGGUGGUUACUACGACGCAGGAGACAACAUUAAGUUUCAUUUUCCAAUGGCUUUUACGACCACAAUGCUUGCUUGGAGCUCCAUCGACUUCCGAAGUUACAUGUCUCCGAAUGAUGUGGGACACAGUCUCAUGGCUCUUAAGUGGGGCAGUGAUUAUCUCCUUAAGACUGUCUCACAACUCCCUAAUCGCAUUUUCGUCCAAGUAGGUGAAGCAAAAGCUGACCAUAACUGUUGGGAAAGGCCUGAAGAUAUGGAUACGCCACGAACUGCUUACGCCUUAGAUGCGCCGGGUCCAGCCUCCGACUUAGCGGGUGAAAUCGCUGCAGCUCUGGCAGCUGCUUCAAUCGCAUUCAAGCAAUCAAGACCUCAAUAUUCUGAAGUGUUGCUGGAUAACGCCAUUAAAACGUUUCAGUACGCAGAUUCACAUCGAGGUUGUUACACUGAUAAUCCAAAUGUAAACAAAGCCGUUUGCCCUUUCUACUGCAGUGUUAAUGGAUAUAAGGAUGAGUUGCUUUGGGGAGCUGCAUGGCUGAGAAGAGCAACUGGUAAUGAUUAUUACCUAGAGUACUUGGUGAACAAUCGUCAAGCUUUCAGUCAAGAGUUCAAUUAUUUGGAGUUUGGUUGGGACAAUAAAUAUGGGGGAGCUAAUGUUCUCAUUGCCAAGGAAAUAUUUGAAAAGAAUGUGACUGCGUUAACAGCAUAUAAAUAUGCGGCAGAGGAAAUGAUGUGUGCUUUUUUCCCGGAAACCUCUGGUCUACACAUGAGUUACACACCCGGCGGUCUUCUUUACAAACCGGGUAGUAGCCAGCUCCAGAACAUGGCCGCUUUGUCUUUCCUCCUCCUUACUUAUGCGGAUUACCUCUCUAAAUCCUCUCAACAACUCAAUUGCGGUCACCACCAGUUUCCACCGGAUUCUCUUCGUCGCAUAGUCAAACGACAGGUGGACUAUGUUUUGGGAGAUAAUCCAAUGAAACUGUCAUACAUGGUUGGGUACGGUGAUCAGUACCCGCGACAGAUCCACCACCGUGGCGCGUCUAUACCGUCUGUUAAGGUUCAUAGGAAUGCGUUCGGGUGCGUACAAGGAUGGAAUAUUUUCGCAUCACCCAAUCUAGACCCUAACAUUCUAGUUGGAGCGGUGAUUGGAGGGCCCACCAUAGAUGAUACAUUCAUUGGAAAACGGACAAAUGCUAGCGACACGGAGCCUACGACAUACAUCAAUGCACCUUUAGUCGGUGUCUUUGCGUACUUUAAAAGCAAUCCCAACUUCUCUUGA